Babesia sp. Xinjiang is the source of this 306-nucleotide messenger RNA. RefSeq lists its product as uncharacterized. NCBI's taxonomy places the organism in Eukaryota, Apicomplexa, Aconoidasida, Piroplasmida, Babesiidae. The coding region runs from base 1 to 306 and encodes 101 amino acids. The transcript is spliced from 4 exons. The record is from RefSeq and is a predicted model, not a curated record.
AUGUUUGGAGGAGAUGUUCAGGAGCCCGCAACAACUCGGCUGCUCAAGGAAGUGUCGACAGUAUGUAGCAAGUUGCUGUACGUUCUAGGGAAGUCAUGUUACGCGCACAAAGGGGAAGAACUGAUAAAAUGGGACAUUUUCGGUCCGUUUAUCGUAUCGAUGAUAUUCCCCCUCACGGUUUACUUUCCAAGAUCAGGCGGAGAUGUUGAUUCACGGAAUCUCGCAUUUUCGCUUUUCUUUUCGUUUUUGUGGUUCAUGAGUCUUUUGACAGCUUUAAACGGUUGCCUCUUAGGAAUAAACCUGUAA